Molecule: messenger RNA, 252 nt
Organism: Strongylus vulgaris
Lineage: Eukaryota; Metazoa; Nematoda; Chromadorea; Rhabditida; Strongylidae
Source: the annotation of a GenBank genome assembly
UACGAGAUGUCCAAACAUCGAACUCGUCCGCCCUGCAUGGGAAUUCACAGACGCACCCGUUGUAAUGUAGUGGAUAACUCCGCACUAGGCAAGGAAGCUCAUAUGUCCGGAAAGCGAGCGUAUUGCAUUGAUGUGUACAAGCAAGGACGGCGGAAGAAGCACCUACCGCAUGCUACUCUUGGCGAUAAGGUUGGCUCGAGUCUUGAUCUUGUCCUAGAUACGGUGCACGUACACCCAUAUCAUUUGAAGUAA